UCAAGGAAAAGCUUUAUUCAACGAUUAUUGUUGGUUAACUGCGUAUCAAACUCUCACUCAAUUUUACAGUUUUCUCUUUGUUCAAUUUCUAAUCUUUAAACCUUUGUCAACUUUCAAUUGAUUUUCAUCAUGCAAAUUUUCGUCAAGACUCUUACUGGAAAAACCAUCACCCUUGAGGUUGAACCAUCGGACACUAUUGAAAAUGUUAAAGCCAAGAUCCAAGACAAGGAAGGUAUCCCACCCGAUCAACAGCGUUUGAUCUUCGCUGGUAAACAGCUUGAAGAUGGACGUACCCUGAGCGAUUACAACAUUCAAAAAGAGUCUACCCUUCACUUGGUCUUACGACUUCGUGGUGGUAUGCAAAUUUUCGUUAAAACCCUCACUGGAAAAACCAUUACUUUGGAAGUUGAACCUUCCGAUACCAUUGAAAACGUCAAGGCUAAAAUCCAGGACAAGGAAGGUAUUCCCCCCGACCAACAACGUUUGAUCUUCGCUGGAAAACAACUCGAAGAUGGACGUACAUUAUCUGAUUAUAAUAUCCAAAAAGAAUCUACUCUUCAUUUGGUCUUGCGUCUCCGUGGUGGAAUGCAAAUUUUCGUAAAAACUCUUACUGGUAAGACCAUUACACUUGAGGUUGAACCUUCUGAUACUAUUGAAAACGUGAAAGCCAAAAUCCAAGACAAAGAAGGUAUCCCACCUGACCAACAACGUUUGAUCUUCGCUGGUAAACAGCUCGAGGACGGUCGUACUCUCAGUGAUUAUAAUAUUCAAAAAGAAUCUACCCUUCACUUGGUCUUGCGACUUCGUGGUGGUAUGCAAAUUUUCGUCAAAACCCUCACUGGUAAAACCAUCACCUUGGAAGUUGAACCUUCCGACACCAUUGAAAAUGUCAAGGCUAAAAUCCAAGACAAGGAAGGAAUCCCACCUGAUCAACAGCGUCUCAUCUUCGCUGGUAAACAGCUUGAGGAUGGUCGAACCCUUUCUGACUACAACAUUCAGAAAGAAUCAACUUUACAUUUAGUAUUACGACUUCGUGGUGGUCAACUUUAAGAAAAUUAAAAGAUACAAAUUUCUUUAAUUGUAUCAUCUCAUGAAAUAAAUAAAUUUUGGUAAUCAAAA
This is a messenger RNA of Tetranychus urticae (two-spotted spider mite), 1119 nucleotides long. Its product is annotated as polyubiquitin-B. Gene Ontology annotation, molecular function: protein binding. Lineage: Eukaryota; Metazoa; Arthropoda; Arachnida; Trombidiformes; Tetranychidae. The record is from RefSeq and is a predicted model, not a curated record.